Messenger RNA from Cotesia glomerata, 5260 nucleotides. RefSeq names its product homer protein homolog 2 (gene homer). The coding region runs from base 434 to 1714 and encodes 426 amino acids. The transcript is spliced from 8 exons. Gene Ontology annotation, molecular function: G protein-coupled glutamate receptor binding. Gene Ontology annotation, biological process: regulation of store-operated calcium entry; G protein-coupled glutamate receptor signaling pathway. Gene Ontology annotation, cellular component: cytoplasm; plasma membrane; dendrite. Lineage: Eukaryota; Metazoa; Arthropoda; Insecta; Hymenoptera; Braconidae. The record is from RefSeq and is a predicted model, not a curated record.
AUAAAAAAAAAGUAUUUUAUUUUGAAUUAUAGAUUUAUUAUUUAAAUAUCCCUGCAUCACAUGGGUAACUAACUUUAUAUAAGUCAACGGAAGGGCAGCACUUGUCGGGAAAAAUCGAUUAAACGCAAAAGUACUGGUGGAUAAAACGUCGCCUAGUUCACGUUGUUUCAUGAUCACUAGAAGAUCAGAAGCAGAGCAGCAUCAGGAGGCCAGCGGAUGGCGACUUCUGUCGUCCGAUUUUUCAUUAAUUUUUGUGAAAAAUUUUUUUUUUCAUAAUUCAGUGUAUAUUUUAUAAUAUAUAUUAAAGAUUGUUACAAGUUUUCAACACGAAAAGUUAUUAUUUUACAAAUAAAAAUUGUACAAUAUUUAUCAGUGUGGUGAUUCAGAUUGAACUCCAAUCUUUUAUGAGUCUGUGGAUUUAACAUCAAUUUCUAUGACAUCCGGCAAGGAAACGAUGGGUGAACAACCAAUUUUUACAUGCAAAGCGCAUGUAUUCCACAUAGACCCAAAAACCAAGAGGUCGUGGGUUUCAGCAUCUACAGCUGCUGUGUCUGUAUCUUUCUUUUAUGAUUCAACCAGAAGUUUAUACAGAAUUAUUUCUGUCGAAGGGACAAAGGCGGUUAUAAAUAGCACAAUUACUCCAAACAUGACAUUUACUAAAACUUCACAAAAAUUUGGCCAAUGGUCGGAUGUGAGAGCUAAUACUGUUUAUGGUUUAGGUUUUUCAUCAGAAGCUGAAUUAGGAAAGUUCAUUGAGAAAUUUCAUGAAGUCAAAGAAGCUACAAAAGUAGCUGGGGCCAAAUUGCAAUCAAAUAGCUCUUCAGUAACCCCAUCAACUAGUGCAAAUGUCAGUCCAAUCACUCAACGUUCUUGUAUGCCUUCAUCAGAACAAGAUUUAAUAGACCCUCCUAAUUCCUCGAUGAUUAAUUCAAACACAUCGGCUUCAAACAAUCCAAACCCAAAUACAAGUAUGAUUUCUGCGCAAAAUAGUGCAUCUUCAGUCAGCAGUAGCCCUUUACCUGGAACUUGUCAAUCUAAAGUUGAUGAAGAGUUGAAAAAUGCAGUUCAUGCAAGGUCUCAACAAAUAGCUUUGGCUCAACAACAGAGUAUUGAAAGUCCACAGCAUCAAGGAAAAUCAGGGCAACUUAGUUCUAAUCAAGUUAAUCAGUCAUCUGAAUUGCAAUUAAAAUAUGAAAAUGAUAGACUUAAACUUGCUCUUGCUCAGAGUUCUGCUAAUGCAAAGAAAUGGGAGGUUGAAUUAGCGAUGCUCAAAACAAAUAAUACUAGGUUAACGAGUGCAUUACAAGAGUCCACAGCUAACGUUGACGAAUGGAAGCGACAGUUACAAAUGUAUAAAGAAGAAAAUGCUCGAAUUAAAGUAAGGUACACCGAUUUAGAAAAUGGAAAAAUAUCUGAGGGUAACAGUGAAGCUCUGAAAUUAAGAGUUGAAGCAUUGGAAAAUGAAUUAAGAACCCGUAAUGAUGAGCUGAAAGCUAUUACUAUGACUGCAAAAAAUAAAGAUUUUAUUAGCUUGCAAAAAGAAAACAAUGAACUUCGUCAUACAUUAAGCGUGGUUCACGAACAAUUGGAGCUUGCGUUAAGUUCAAAUAAAGUUCAAAAACAAAACUUGGAAACGUUGAACUCUCGAUUGGCUGGUUAUAUUCAAGACUUAGCUACAGUGCAUCGAGAAAUUACGAACACACUGCAAACUUAAGUACAAUAAUUUUUAUUAUCUACUUUUUGUAACGCAGGGCGUAACGACCCGAUGAUUAACAAACUAACUCGGGUAAUCUAAUUUUUAAAUUCAAAAAGAUUAUUCAACAAAAAAAAACAAUCAAUGAAAAGAAGGGCCAUGUUCCAAAAAAAAAUACAUAUCUUGUAGUAGACUCCCUCCAACAUAUUUCAAUUGUGCCACAUUAAAAUUUUUUUAUUUAAUGAAUUUUAUACACAUUAGAUUUUUUAUGAUUAUUUUAAUCUUUAACUAGAAAAAAAAGUCAACUGAGUGACUGUAUUUUAUUUUUAUUUUUACUUUUUAUUGAUAAAAGUAUAGAUUCUUUUACAAGAACUCAUCAUUAUCGUUGCCAAGCACAAAUGCCAUAAUUGUAUAAAUGUAUUUAGUGUAAAAGUAUAAUUGAUCGUGUUUAAUCGAUAAUAUAGAUAUUAUUUUUUAAUAAGACUGAAUUUUUUUUAGACUAUUAGCUUAUAUUAUUUAAACUCAUUCGCUUCCAAAACUAAAAAUGAAAGAGCUUAAAAAAACGAAGUGUGGAGGAGUUAUUAUACAUAUCAAUAAAAUAAUUGAUAUGUACUCGUUAAAAAUGUGUCCGUUUUUUUGGAGCCCGUCCCUUUAAUCGAUAAAAAAAAUUAAUAAAUUGAUGGUGAUGUACAUCAUACGCACCUCAAUUGAAUGCACAAUUGCAAUUAGUGAAAAUUAGAUAAAUAACAUUUAAAAAAAAAAAUAAAAAUAAAUAAAUUUUCAAUUUGAUGAAAUUAUUUGUUUCAAUAUAAUGGUGACCUAGACAUUUAGAAUUAUUCUUUUAUUUAUUCUGAUGAAUCAUUGAUAUAUUAUACAUGAUAUUAUACUUAAAUAUAUAAAAAUUAAUUUGGUUCAUCUGAAACAAAAAUGGCUGAUCAUUAUUAGUGAAAUAAAUAUAUUGAUUAUAAAUUAAAAAUGUUGUUUAAACUAUCAAAUCGUCGAUAAUAUUUUACUUUAAUGACGAUUCAUUUGUAUUUUGUUGAAUUUUAUACUAAUAACGGUAUUAAGUAGAAUUAUUUAUCACAAAAAAUGUGCAUUUAUCUACGUAGAAGAUUUCACAUAAAUUUAUGUAAACAAUUUAUUUAUUGGGUGGCUAAUAAAAUAAAUGUAAAUUAUCUUUGUUGAGGUUGAGUUUAAAUCGGUCAAUAAAAUAAUAUGAUCGCACAAUUUUGGCCAAUUUGCACACAUUCACAUACUCGCAAUAACAAUAAUGAUUUUAAUCUGUUAAACAAGACUAGCUAAUUAAUUUUAUGUCGACGAUAUUUUUUAUUUACGUGGAAACACAAUAGACUUAAAUUAGUUAAAUUAAUUUUUCAAUCUGAAAUAUUUAAAAAUUAUUACCUCAAUCAGUGCGUUACAAUUAAGGUAUAUAUCUCAAUUAAUAAAUUAAUCGCAAUUUCUAUUGUUUAUAUAAAAUAUUUCAAGUAAAUGGUUUUGUUAAUAUGUUAAGCAUUUAUAAUAUUCGAAUAAUAAUUAAUUUCAAAGACUAAUUAUUAAGAUAACUAAUCAUUAGUUUUUAAAUAAAUAAAACUAAAAUUUCUAAGCUUCUUAUUAAAUUAAACUUUUGGACAAUAAUAGUUUGCGUUUAACAUGAGCGUUAAAUAGUAUUUAAUUCGUAUAAAGAAUAAUUAUAUUCUAUCGUUUUUCUACAGAAUAUCAAUCAUAGUAUUAAAUCGAAAGUUAACAAAAUUUUACGUACAAACUGACAGAGUUAGUUAUAAUUAAAAUUAAUUAUUUUUUAAAACUUGAAUUAACGUGUUUAACGACAGUUAAUAAACAAAGACUAUUUAAAUAUUAUCAUUCCUCCUUUUGGUAUUCAAUUUUAUCAAUUUAAUUAAAAAUAGCUAUAUCAACAGUCUUGUUUGAUAGGUCACUUUUCUAUAAAUGUAUGAUACAAAAUAAGUUUAAAUACUUAUAAUAGUACCCUAAUAAGUGUUGAUUUAUUAUUAAUUAUUAAAGUUUAAACUUUUUAUAAAAAAUUAUAAACUAUAAAUAUGUAGAGUAGGAUAUUAAACUUUUCUAAGAAUGUUAAUUGAGAUAUUUACCUUAGGUGAAUUUUGCACAUAGACGAAUAAUGAUUUCUGUAUUGCUAUAUUAGUUUACUGUAACUGUUAAUAUUUUAUUGCGAUCAACAAUAUAUUAAAUGUAUGAUCUCAAGAAAUAGCAGAGAUAAAGAAGAAAUUCGAUAGAUUGAUUUAAUCAUUUGGUUCUUUUUAUAAAAAAUUAUGACGUAAUAGAAUUUAAAAGCGAACUUUUUGUUUGUGUAUAAUAUGUUUUAUUGACUUAAAAAUCUAUUGAAAUUAUACACGCCAUAUUUUUAAGUAUGAAGUCGACAGAAGAAUGUUAAUAUCAAAUUAAUAAUUUUUACUCGUAUAUUAAAGUAAUCUUAAAGCUGAGAGUAGUUAAAAAAUUUUAUACUUUAUUAUUUACUUAUAAUAACAUUUUUUAAAAUUGUACGUAUAUCAAUAGCAAUCCAGUUAUUAUAGAAGUCAAAUUUAAAAUUAUAUACAACAAAAAAAAUAAUAUAAGCAACAGGAUUACCUUAAUCAUAUUUAUAUUAUUAGUAAUUUUUUUUAUUAUUAAUAAUUUUCGAUUUAUUAAAGAAAAUACUCAUUUAAUGUAAAAGAUUAUUUAAAAAAUUAUUUCGUAUGUGCAAUCCAUUGCAUUUAGUCAUGAGUUAAAUGAGAUACGGGAAAUCUACUCAAUUUUUUUUACUAAUACUAAUAAAUAAGGUAAAAAAAUUUACAGCUAAAAUGACAUCAUUUAUAUUGUAUUUUACAUAAUUAUGAUUUAUAACAGUUGUUUUAUAAAUUAAUAUUAAGGUCGUUACAUGACGUUUUUACAUUGACAAAAACAGAAAAAAAAUAAAAAAAAAAAUAAUCAUUGUCGAGAUACCAAAUAUCUUCCUUGGAAAGAAAUAAUAAGUCAUGUAUUUAAAAUUUUAUAUAAAUAUUUUAUGCGUUUUUAAUCUUUAAACUAAUAGAUCAUUUUUUAAUAAUAAAAUACUUUGUAUAAUGCAACAAUUAAUCAAUGUUAUUAUUUACGACGGUAAUUUGCUUUCAUAUGAAAUUGUGUUUUGUUGAAUUAUAAUAAUUUUAAUUAUAGCUAAUAUUAUUAUGUUUGUGUAUUAGAAAAAAAUAUUGUUUUUAUGCGUCUGCAGUGAAAUAAUUGUUUGUUUGAAAUAUAUGAUCGGUACAAACUGAACAAGCUUUAGUAAUAGAGCUUGUAAGAAAUGACCGUUUUCUUAUAUUAAGAUUGGAAUAUGAGUGAUUCAAUAAUUAUAUUAAUAUAUUAAUUAAUAAUAACUCCAUUCACGUAAAUUGUGUAUGUUUCUAAAACGAAAAAAUUGAAUUAAAUAAAAACAGCGCAGGACUCGUAGUGAACGAACAAAAGUUAACACAAAAAAUAAAAAUAAAAGUUAAAGUAAAAACCGUAAUUUUUAGAGUAUAAUUAUAUUGUACUCGAUACGGUAAAAAAAUUAAAUAAAGUUGGCAAUACACUUGAAAA